AUAAAACAACCCCCCAUCCCCCAACCCUCUUUAUUUAUUCCCCCUCUUCUUUUCUUCUUUGCCUUCUCCAUAACUAUAAGAGACCUAUUUUCAUCUCCAAAAAGAUAAAACACAGUUCCAAUUUUGGGAUGCAAACACUUGUUUCUCAUCUCUUUCUUGUCUUAAAUUAAAUCCAAAAUCUUUUUUUUUUUUUAUAAAAAAAAAUGAGUAACAUAAGCUUGGUGGAAGCCAAGUUACCACCUGGUUUCAGGUUCCACCCUAAAGAUGAAGAACUGGUUUGUGAUUAUUUGAUGAAGAAGGUGGCUUCUGCUGAUACUUUGCAACUCAUGAUCGAAGUUGACCUCAACAAGUGUGAGCCAUGGGAUAUUCCUGAAACGGCUGGAGUGGGAGGCAAAGAAUGGUAUUUUUACAGCAAAAGAGACAGGAAAUAUGCAACGGGGCUGAGGACAAAUAGGGCAACAUGCAGUGGGUAUUGGAAGGCAACGGGGAAAGAUAGGGCAAUCCAUAGCAAAGGCAUGGUGGUAGGAAUGAGGAAAACCUUGGUGUUCUACAAUGGCAGGGCACCUAAAGGUACAAAGUCUGAUUGGGUCAUGCAUGAAUUCAGGCUUGAUGGCCCCCUUUCUCCUCCAAACCUUGCCACUCUCAAGGAAGAUUGGGUCUUAUGUCGAGUUUUCCAUAAAACAAGAGACACCAUUACCAAACCUUCUAGCAUGGGAACAACCUGUUUGGACGACACAAGCUCUUCAUCCCAGCUCCCACCAUUGACGGAUCCUUACCUAAUCUCCGACCACACCGGACCGAACUCCAACGAGCAAGUGCCCUGCUUCUCCGUUCUAUCUCAAACCGAUCCGAACAGUUUCAAAGUCGAAAUGCAACCGAACAUGCCAACUGAAACCCUAACAUCAUCAUCAUCGGUCGAUCAUCAACAACAACAACAACAAAUGAUGCCAGCCAUUAACGACAUAACUUCAUGUUUAGAUUCAUUCCCACGAGACAAAAUGGUGAUCAAAGCUGUAUUGAACAAUCUGACACAGCUGGAUACUUAUCUUAAUGUCAAGGAAUCGACAAGCUUCGAUGGAGGAAUUAGUUCAGACCACAGCUACUUGUCUGGAAUUUGGGAUUGUCCUACAUUUGGAAUUAAUUAUUAAUUAUAUUGUCAUUAGGGUUUUAGAACCAAAAAAAAAUGUUUGUAAAAAAAAAAAACACAUUAUACUAAUUUGGGGUAUCAUAAAUUAUUUGCCCCACUUCCUUUCAACAUUUUAUUUAAGAUAUGUGAUGGUCCUAAAGGAGAAAAUUGUAACCAUCAAAGUUUAUUUGAAUCAAAUAUAGGGUUGUGGAA
Gossypium raimondii (Peruvian cotton) is the source of this 1339-nucleotide messenger RNA. Its product is annotated as NAC domain-containing protein 21/22. Lineage: Eukaryota; Viridiplantae; Streptophyta; Magnoliopsida; Malvales; Malvaceae. The record is from RefSeq and is a predicted model, not a curated record. The coding region runs from base 204 to 1148 and encodes 314 amino acids. The transcript has 3 exons. Gene Ontology annotation, biological process: regulation of DNA-templated transcription. Gene Ontology annotation, molecular function: DNA binding.